AUGGUGAAAGAAGGACCUUGCUACCACUGUGGAAUUAAGGAGACUCCAUUAUGGAGAAAUGGGCCAGAGGAAAAACCAGUGUUGUGUAAUGCUUGUGGAUCAAGGUGGAGGACUAGAAAAACCUUAGACAACUACAUUCCUAAGCAUGCCAUGAAAGAAUUGCAGGGCACUGAGACUGAUGAAGACUCGGAUUAUGACCCAAACCCAGGCUCUUCAUCAACUAAACUCACCACACAUGGUCCAAAUCAGUUGUCUUUUGAAAAUGCUCCGAAACGUAGAAGGACUGGUUUUGACCAACAUGCUCUUACACCAGUCGAACAAUUUAGCAAGCAAUUGCUUGACAUUGCGCAUGAACAACCCGAAGUAUAUCUCAAGAAACCGAAUGAUGGAGAUGUACUUAUUGAUCGAGCAGAUGUUGCUAAGUCCACAACACUCGGGACUGAUCUUGGUGCACUCCUUCUAGUUCCUCAACUUGAAACUCCCUCCAAUUUCAAGUCUGUUGAAACUAUGGAAACAAAAAUUUCAUCUGACGUGGCAAAAAGUAGUGAUGAUCAAGGAGAGCCGAAAUGA
Lactuca saligna is the source of this 570-nucleotide messenger RNA. The record is from the annotation of a GenBank genome assembly. Lineage: Eukaryota; Viridiplantae; Streptophyta; Magnoliopsida; Asterales; Asteraceae.